Messenger RNA from Clunio marinus, 1137 nucleotides. The record is from the annotation of a GenBank genome assembly. Lineage: Eukaryota; Metazoa; Arthropoda; Insecta; Diptera; Chironomidae.
AUGAAACUGAUGAUUUCGCAAGGUCAAGCAGGUGUAAAUCAACUCGGUGGAGUUUUUGUGAAUGGAAGACCUCUACCUGAUUGCGUUCGAAGGCGUAUAGUGGAAUUAGCUUUGAUGGGAGUUCGACCGUGCGAUAUCUCACGACAGCUUUUAGUUUCUCAUGGAUGUGUGUCGAAAAUAUUGACGCGAUUUUAUGAAACUGGAAGUAUCCGACCUGGCUCGGUAGGCGGAAGUAAAACCAAGCAAGUCGCUACACCUACAGUUGUUAAAAAAAUUCUUCGUUUCAAACAAGAAAAUCCUUCAAUGUUUGCGUGGGAAAUUCGAGAUCAACUAUUAGCUCAAAGAAUUUGUGAUCCAAACACGAUACCUUCUGUCAGUUCAGUGAAUAGAAUUUUAAGAAAUGGCGGGUUAUGGUCUGAUGACUUACUUACUGCAGCUGGAAGUGGCCAACCUCUUUGCAGUGAUCAAACAAAUUUUCCUCAAAACACAAAACCUCUGUCAGCACCAACAGUUUUUCCUUCCAAUAAUGAAGCAUUCAACCCUUAUCGAUACAUGGGUGGUGUCCAUUCUUCAUCGCUCAACACAACAAUAACUUCUGUAGAUUUAAAAUACCCUACCACAGCAAUGGGUUGUAAAAUUUCCCCUGAAACGUAUGCAACUUCAUUAACACAUAACACUCAAUCGACAUCAUCGCCAACAACAUCUACCAUGUUAAAUCGAUUUGAAAAUGUUUCUUCUUACAUUCCAAAACACUGGAUUUGGAGUAGAAAUCUUUUUUAUCCACAUUUAAGUGGAAAUAAUCCUUUGGUUUACUCAAACAAUGGCACAACAUUUUCGGGAUCAGAUUUAUCAUCACCUCGUGGAAGUACAAAAACUGAAUCAUUGAAUUCAAAUUCACCUGCACAAAUAACCGAAAUAAACAGCGAUGAUUCCCUUGAUGCUGAGGAUUCUGAAAAAGUGAAAUCUUCUUCAAACUCUAGAAAAAGGAAUCCUUACUCAAUUGAAGAACUUCUUAAGAAACCCGAAAAGAGAAGAAAAACUGAAAUUCAUCUUAAAACCAAUUUUCGAGAAGAAAAUGAAAAAGAUGUUAACAACCAUGUCGAGGAGCCACUUGUGAAUGUUGAGACUUGUGAUUAA